Apus apus (common swift) is the source of this 5141-nucleotide messenger RNA. RefSeq names its product flotillin 2 (gene FLOT2). Gene Ontology annotation, biological process: regulation of myoblast differentiation; protein localization to plasma membrane. NCBI's taxonomy places the organism in Eukaryota, Metazoa, Chordata, Aves, Apodiformes, Apodidae. Bases 3887 to 5026 code for a protein of 379 amino acids. The transcript is spliced from 11 exons. Gene Ontology annotation, cellular component: plasma membrane. The record is from RefSeq and is a predicted model, not a curated record.
ACUGAGAGAGCCCCUGCCACAAGUGGACCUUGCGGUGUUGUUUGGAGGGUGUCCUGCUGCGGGAGGGCACUGCGGUGCUGGGGCUGUCCCUGGGGCAGUGGGCAGUUCCCUGCUGCUGGACCCCCGGCUCUGGGCUGGGGUCCCUGCAGUGGCAGGAGCAGUGGGUGAGGUGGGGAUCCAGUGGCUCUUCCCAUCAGAUGAUGUCAGGCAGCAGCACCAGCGGGAGUGCCCAGCCCUGGGCUGCUGCCAACAGCCUUUGGAUUACCAGGAAGCCAUCCUGUUCCUGGGGGGCAGGAGCUGGGAAAGGGGGGCUGUGUGUGAGCAUCCCUCUGGGGCAGGGUACCAUGGGCCUGUCCUGGGGUGUUCUCCUCAUCCAUCCUGUCCUACUGUUGCUUCAUUACUGUCGUGUCACCCGGCCUCUUGUUGGUGCUGACACUGGAUGCAGUUGAUGCCCACCAGGUAUGUGUUGCUGUUAACAGCAGAUGAGCUGGUUGCUUAGGUGAGGGUUAAAUAAACCAGCAGUGAAUUCCCCGGUGUCUCAUUCAACCUGUAGCUGCUCUGCUGAAGCUCCAGACUGCACUUUGGCAAGGAGCAGGCUGCAUGCAGACAGGAUUUAAUUACAGUUAGGUGAUAUCACAGCUUGCUGUAAGGGCUGGAUGCUUCACUCUGCGUGACAGGUUGAGGGCAUAUGCAAGGUAAUAACCAGGUUAGAUACAGAUGCUUGUCACUUCAGGUGUCCUCAAUCAUGUUACAUCCUUUCUGUCAACACUGGGCUAGUUCUGUGGGAAGAGCUGUUGUUCAGAUGGAAACUCAAGGGGGAGAAAAGGUGUGUGAACGUCAGGGCUGUGCUGUGAUUGUGCCAUGCACAUGAAACUGUGUUGUUGUGUUUUGGAGCUGAAGCCUCCAGCAGGCUGAGGCGGGUCUGCUAUCCCUGCAUCUCUCUUGGAUAACGGACCUGUGACAGGAAUUACUGAGGAGAUGCCAGAAGCAGCCUGCAGUUUUGGAAACAAAUACUCCCGCUGUGGCAGCUGAUUCUAAGGAGUCACAAACCGCACCCACCAGCUGCCUGGAGCAGCAGUAUUUUCUGCAGCUUUCCUGGUCUCCUGCACAUUUCUGUGACCUAGAGCUGGUGCUUCUUUCCAGGGAGACCCCCGGCACAAUCACUGACAACUGAUGAAAUGCCAUGGCUGGUGGGAGGCAUUGGGAAGCCAUGGCCCAGGUGUGCCGGGGUGCCCUUCAGUCUUAAAAGCUUGGUUUCACUUCUCUUCAGCUCUGGAGUUUCCAAAACACACUUGUAAGAUGAGCCAGCAGGAAUUCAUGGCAUCUGCUUGCAGUUCCAAGCGUUACGUUCCUGCAGCUGGGAGCAGGGAGCCAAGGACACUCCUGGAUGUACAGCCGAGUUCUGGGAAGGGAGGGCAAAUUGCAUCAGGCUCUGUGAGUCAGAAUGGGGUUCGGUGCUGCCACCAGACGUGGCUUUCCUCUGUCACUGCCCAGCGUGGUCUACAAAGGCUUGCUGUCCCCUGGGAACGUGGUCUCUGAGCUUCAGGGGCAGCCCAAGAGGCUGCAGGAGCUCUGCAGAGCCUUCAGCUCCUCCGUGCAUAUGUGCAGAGUGAAUACCAGGACAUCAGUGGGAGGUGUGUAGCUACACGCAGCUGUAGUUCCAGGAACUUGAGCCACGUCCCUCUGGGGAACAGCAGAGAGGUCUUUUGGGGCCAGCUUUUAUUUCCAUCAUAUUAGGUUGGAUUUGGGGAGAGAGGGGGAAGGAAAGAGUAAACCAACAGCAAAUAACAUGAAAAGCAGGCUUUGGCUUGCAGUGAGGGCUUGCCAUGCCAUUGUUGUUUGAAAGGCUUCACUUUAUGGCAGGCGCCUCCAAAGCAUGGAGCUAAUUUCAAGUUUUCUUUUUUGUAAAGUCAGCCUGUGCCUCUUGAAGGAGGCUUAGUCACGUGCCUUCCCUGGCAUAUGGGAUUUUUCUGAGGAGUUAUGUUCCUUCUUUUCACUUUCUUGUGAGACUCUUGAGUCCCUGCAGUGCUCAAGGAGCAGCUGGCCCUGCCUUGGGAACCUCUGUGUGUGCAGUAGCUUCAUAGCCUUAUUUGGGAACUUGCUCCCCAGGCACAGGUCAGCAUUUCCACUGCCACUCACAUCCUUCCCUCUUGAGCAACACUGAUCUCCUAAGAAAUUGCCCUUGGUUAGCCCAUCCCUUGGUGAAAUGUGGAGUCCUGGCUCUGUAAGAAGGCUCUACAAAGCUCUACAAGGUGGUGGUGGUCUCUCUGGAACAUGGUUCUACCUUUGCUGGAGGGUACUGGUGCUGGGAGCCCCCCAGGGAGGUUUGGUGGAAACUGAGGAGGCUUUGAUAGGUGCGGGGCCCAUCACCGAGUCCUCUCCAAGCAUUGAGUUUUCAGGGAGACGCACAAAGUACCUGUUCAUCCUGAUAUCCAAGUAUUCCCAUCAGCUCAAUAGAUCAUCUGGGAUGCAUAGAGCUGGUUUUGGGUUACAGUCUGGUUGGAUGCAGCUUUUGUGGCUAAGGAUCGAUCUGCUAAUAGUGAAGCAUAGAGCUGUCAUGUUUCUGCAGACUCAUAACACAGAUGUAGGGUGUAACAGCCCCGUUCAUCUUGCAGUUCCUGCAAGUAAAUAGUGUUGCCAGGAUCUCUACAGCUGGAGCAUUUUCCUUCUGCCAGUUGUGGGCUGCAGGGUGGCAUCUGGCAGCAAUGGUCCAGCAGCUUGGAGGUGAGCACAUGGAGAGAGGUGACAGGGCAAGGCUGGCACAGCCCACCGUGUUUCUGGGUCAGAAUAAGCUGCUGCUUCAGCAAAAGUGCCAGAGGUGAAAGGAGGAAAAAAAGUCAGGGGAGCUGCAGCCCAGUCAAUCUAGCUUAAUUUCCUGGAAGAAUAUCAAAACAAAGACAUUGCUCCUGAGAAGAAAACAGCUGCAGGCUUUUGCUGAGUGUGAGCCAUGCCCAAUCCUGCUUUCCUCUCAGGUGGGUUUGCACUCUGAGGGAUGAGGAGCAGCAGGCACCACACAUCUUGCCUGCAGUGAGGCUUGUUAAACUCCUGGGAUUUCUCCGAAGUCAGCUAGAGAAAUACCAUCCACCCCAGUUUCUCUACUUCAGUGCAUCACUCUUUGGGGCUCCUUGAUCUCUGUCAAACUAAAAGAAGAACUAAGGGUUAAUUUCAGUUUUAGGUUAAUUCCAAUAUUGUUCAAGCAUUUCCUGCCACACCCCAGCACUCUGGGGUGGUUAACCCUUCUGCAGCUGCUCCAUGCUCUCACAUCCUGUUCCUGCAUCCUCUCAUUCCAGCAGGAGGAACUGAUCGUGACUUUGAGCCGUUGUGAAGGGACUGUUUUUAUGGUACUUCGCUAAGUUUUGAAAGCCUGAAAUAAAGGUUUAUUGAGGUUCUGCAAGCCCUUCCUGCAAGAGGCCCACAGUGUGAGGAGGAACUGGGUUCUCAGAUGCUAUAAAAUUAAUAUGAAACUGCCUGGAAAACCAUUGCCAGGGAACACGACAGUGGCUCACUGUUCAGCUGAAAGGAUUUAUCAAGUAAAUUCCUUGUUUUGGCUUGGACUCGAGAAUGUGCUUAUUGAACUUGCAGGCUGUGCUGAGCUGGGGAUGGAUCUGAGAGCUUUGAAGAGCAGGAUCAGAAUCAAAACAAACUCAACAGAUUGCCUAAAUGGUCUGAAAGAAACACCAUGAUGUUCAAUAAGGAGAAGUGCAGAGAACUACACUUGGGUGAGAACAGCUGAUUGCGUGAAAAUGGAGUGGGAGGAGGUCUAGGCCGUGUUCCUGCAGAGAGACAUGGUGGCUGCUGUGGCUCUGAUGUGAAGCAGUACGUGUAUGGAGGCUGGGCCUGGGCUUGGUGGUGCAUCACUGACACCCAAAGGAUUUCCCUAGAGAUAAUGACGUUACAGCCCAGGUGUGAGGACGUAGAGACGGCGGAGGGGGUAGCUUUAACUGUCACAGGUGUGGCACAGGUGAAGAUAAUGACUGAGAAGGAGCUUCUGGCUGUGGCCUGCGAGCAGUUCUUGGGGAAGAACGUGCAAGAUGUGAAGAACGUGGUCCUUCAGACACUGGAGGGGCAUCUGCGCUCCAUCCUAGGUACCCUGACGGUGGAGCAGAUCUACCAGGACAGGGACCAGUUUGCCAAGCUGGUGCGGGAGGUGGCAGCUCCCGAUGUGGGUCGCAUGGGCAUCGAGAUCCUGAGCUUCACCAUCAAGGAUGUCUAUGAUAAAGUGGAUUACCUGAGCUCCCUGGGGAAGACCCAGACCGCAGCUGUCCGGAGGGAUGCAGACAUUGGGGUGGCAGAAGCCGAGCGAGACGCCGGCAUCCGGGAGGCAGAGUGCAAGAAGGAAAUGCUGGAUGUCAAGUUCAUGGCAGAUACCAAAAUAGCUGAGUCCAAGCAGGCGUUUGAAUUGCAGAAAGCUGCCUUCACUGAGGAGGUCAACAUGAAGACCGCAGAGGCCGAGCUGGCCUAUGAGCUCCAGAGCGCCCGGGAGCAGCAGAAAAUCCGCCAGGAAGAGAUUGAAAUCGAGGUGGUGCAGCGCAAGAAGCAGAUCGAGGUGGAGGAGAAGGAGGUGACCCGGAUGGAGAAGGAGCUGAUCGCCACGGUGAAGCGGCCGGCCGAGGCCGAGGCCUAUCGCAUCCAGCAGAUCGCCGAGGGCGAGAAGCUGAAGCAGGUCCUCCUUGCUCAGGCGGAGGCGGAGAAGAUCCGCAAGAUCGGAGAGGCGGAGGCCUUUGUGAUUGAGGCCGUGGGGAUGGCGGAGGCUGAGGGGAUGAAGCUGAAAGCUGAAGCACUCCAGAAGUACGGAGAAGCUGCCCAGCUGGCUCUGGUGCUGGAUGCGUUGCCUGAGAUCGCUGCCAAAGUGGCUGCUCCCCUCUCCAAAGUGGACGAGAUCGUUAUCCUUAGCGGAGAAAACAGCAGCACGACGUCCGAGGUGACCCGACUGCUGGCCGAGAUCCCCGCCUGCGUGCGCGCCGUCAGCGGCGUGGACCUCGCUAAGAUCCCCCUGAUCCAGAAAGUCACCGGGGCCCAGGUGUGAGGCUGGCCAGCCCAAAGCUAGUGAAGGUCACUCCUCGUUAUGCACUCAGACAUCAACUGCCUUCAACACAGGGGAAUUCUUUUGAUAUCAAAGACAAUCAGAGUUUCAUUUUUAA